Messenger RNA from Tinamus guttatus (white-throated tinamou), 3988 nucleotides. NCBI's taxonomy places the organism in Eukaryota, Metazoa, Chordata, Aves, Tinamiformes, Tinamidae. The record is from RefSeq and is a predicted model, not a curated record.
AUGAGUGCUUACACAGCAAGUGAGCUGGAAAAACAGUGUGUUGCUUUUCCAGCAUUCCAGGGAAAACUUAUCAAUGAGUCCUUGAGGGACCAAUUGCUAGUUACCAUCCAGAAGACGUUCACGUAUACCCGAACACAAGCACAGCACCUCUUCAUUAUCCUCAUGGAGUGCAUGAAGAAGAAGGAGCUGGUGGGCUCCCUUGAGCAAGCAAUGCUGGAUGCACUGGUGCUGGACAGAGUGGAUUUUGUGAAAUUACUCAUAGAGAAUGGAGUAAGCAUGCAUCGUUUUCUCACCAUCUCCCGGCUAGAGGAGUUGUACAAUACGAGGCACGGACCAUCCAACACUUUGUAUCAUCUAGUCAGGGAUGUCAAAAAGCCUAAAGCCCUGAAACUGUUGGGAAUGGAGGAUGAUGUCCCUUUGAGGAGAGGGAGGAAAACCACUAAGAAAAGAGAAGAAGAAGUGGAUAUUGAUUUGGAUGACCCUGAGAUCAACCAUUUCCCCUUCCCAUUUCAUGAGCUGAUGGUGUGGGCUGUGCUGAUGAAGCGUCAGAAGAUGGCCCUCUUCUUCUGGCAGCAUGGGGAGGAAGCUAUGGCUAAAGCACUGGUGGCCUGCAAACUCUGCAAAGCCAUGGCCCAUGAAGCAUCAGAAAAUGACAUGGUGGAUGACAUAUCCCAAGAGCUGAACCGUAAUUCCAGGGACUUUGGCCAGUUGGCGGUGGAGCUGCUGGAUCAGUCGUACAAGCAGGACGAGCAACUGGCAAUGAAACUGCUGACCUAUGAACUGAAGAACUGGAGCAACGCCACAUGCCUGCAGCUUGCCGUGGCGGCCAAGCACAGGGAUUUCAUUGCUCACACUUGCAGUCAAAUGCUGCUCACGGACAUGUGGAUGGGUCGUCUUCGGAUGCGAAAAAACUCUGGUCUAAAGGUAAUUCUAGGAAUUCUACUUCCUCCUUCAAUCCUCAGCUUGGAGUUCAAGAACAAAGAUGACAUGCCUUACAUGACUCAAGCCAGUGAGAUCCACCUCCAAGAGAAGGAACCAGAGGAACCUGAAAAAACAGUGAAAGAAAAAGAGGAGGAGGACAUGGAACUCACCGCAAUGCUGGGACGAGGAAAUGGAGAAUCAUCAAGAAAGAAAGAGGAAGAGGAAGUUCAGAGCAGGCACAGACUGAUCCCUGUUGGAAGAAAGAUCUACGAGUUCUACAAUGCUCCUAUUGUUAAAUUUUGGUUUUACACACUGGCAUAUAUAGGGUACUUGAUGCUGUUCAAUUAUAUAGUCUUAGUGAAGAUGGAUCGCUGGCCCUCUACACAAGAAUGGAUCGUCAUCUCCUACAUUUUCACACUGGGAAUAGAGAAGAUGAGAGAGAUAUUGAUGUCGGAACCUGGGAAACUGUUGCAGAAAGUGAAAGUCUGGCUCCAGGAGUACUGGAAUGUCACCGAUCUCAUAGCGAUUCUCCUCUUCUCCGUGGGGAUGGUGCUCCGUCUGCAAGACCUGCCUCUCCGGAGCGAUGGACGAGUGAUAUACUGUGUUAACAUCAUCUACUGGUAUAUACGGUUGCUAGACAUCUUUGGAGUAAACAAGUACUUGGGACCAUAUGUCAUGAUGAUUGGGAAAAUGAUGAUAGACAUGAUGUAUUUUGUCAUCAUCAUGUUGGUGGUUCUGAUGAGCUUUGGUGUUGCGAGACAGGCUAUUCUCUUCCCCAAUGAGGAGCCUUCGUGGAAGCUGGCAAAAAACAUUUUUUACAUGCCUUAUUGGAUGAUCUAUGGCGAAGUGUUUGCAGACCAGAUAGACCCUCCUUGUGGUCAAAAUGAAACCAGAGAAGAUGGCAAAAUAAUCCAGCUUCCCCCUUGCAAGACAGGAGCAUGGAUCGUUCCUGCCAUCAUGGCCUGUUACCUCUUGGUUGCAAACAUCCUUUUGGUGAACCUCCUCAUUGCUGUUUUUAACAAUACAUUUUUUGAAGUCAAAUCCAUAUCUAACCAAGUAUGGAAGUUUCAAAGGUAUCAACUAAUCAUGACAUUUCACGAAAGACCGGUUCUCCCACCGCCUCUGAUCAUUUUCAGUCAUAUGACUAUGAUAUUCCAACACCUCUGCUGCAGAUGGCGGAAACAUGAAAGCGACCCAGAUGAGAGAGACUACGGAUUAAAACUUUUCAUAACUGAGGAUGAACUGAAAAAAGUCCAUGAUUUUGAAGAGCAGUGCAUAGAAGAAUAUUUUAGAGAAAAGGACGACAGAUUCAAUUCCUCAAACGAUGAAAGAAUUCGUGUCACUUCAGAAAGGGUAGAGAACAUGGCCAUGCGACUGGAAGAAGUAAAUGAGCGCGAGCACUGCAUGAAGGCAUCUCUCCAAACCGUUGACAUCAGGCUUGCUCAGCUGGAGGAUAUGAUAGGAAGAAUGGCAACAGCCUUGGAAAAACUGACGGGUAUAGAGAGAAGUGAGACAACCAAGAUACGAUCUAGGACCUCCUCUGACUGUACUGAUAUGGCCUACAUCAUAAGGCAGAGUAGCUUCAAUAGUCAGGAAGGAAAUACUUACAAGCUCCAGGAGAGCAUAGAUCCCACCGGCGAGGAGUCCAUGUCCCCAACAUCACCUACAAUCACACCCCGCUUGCGAAGCCACUCUUUCUAUGCAACAAAUAUGAAGGAGAAGUGUGGACUGGAAAAGUUUGAAAGCAUUUUUAAGGAAAGAUCUACGAGCCUGCACCGUGCUAGCAGUUCCCACUCCAUAGCAAAAGAAGCGAAGGUUCCCUUAGCCCCUACCAGCACUUUGUCAAUUGCUCCAGACUCCAGAAGGCCUUCAUCUUGUAUAGACAUCUACGUUUCUGCCAUGGAUGAGAUGCAGUCUGAAAUAGAGCCCCUUGACAGCUCCGUAAACAUUCUUGGUACUGGAGACAUGGCUCUACAGGCACACAUAGCGUCUUCCAUCUUAGCUAAUAGUACAUACAUUAGCAGUACACCAGCUGAAAGAAUCUCUGGCAGGAGUCUUGAUUAUGAGGAAACCUCUGGAAUAGAAACAAGAGCGUUUUCUUCCAACUAUUCACAAAUCACAGACUGCCAAAUCCCCUGGGAUUCAGACCCUCCCUUGUAUCACACCUUAGAGAGAUCUAAAAGCAGUCGUUUUCUGGCUACAACCCCAUUUAUUCUGGAGGAAACACCAAUUGUGAAAUCUCACAGUUUUAUGUUCUCUCCAUCUCGAAGCUACUUCAGCAGCCUUGGUGUCCCAGUGAAAACAGCAGAGUACACAAGUAUAACAGAUUGCAUAGACACAAGGUGUGUGAGCGCUCCCCAGACCAUUGCUGAGAGGGCCAGUUUCCCUGGCAGUCUUGGAGGCAAGGUGGAAGAUUUGGGAAGCUGCCACCCAGAGAGAGAAGCAGAAUUAAGUCACCCAAGCUCUGAUCAUGAGGACGUGGAGGCCAAAGACAAGAAAGGGACCCCUUUGUCUCCUCAAGAAGGCAAUGCUGCAAGAACUCUCACCAACAGCAUCCCACUUCCAAAAAUUGAGCGGGCGAACAGCUACUCUGCGGACGAGUCCAAUAUGUUAUAUGCACAGCACACACGGAAAAGCUACUCUAUCAGUGACAAACUGGACAGACAGCGAAACACAACGGGCCUGCGAAACCCCUUCCAGAGGAGUAAGUCCUCAAGGCCAGAGAGCAGAGGUGACAACCUCUCUAUGAGGAGACUGUCGAGAACGGGAGCUUUCCGCAGCUUUGAGAGCAAGCACAGCUAGGCCCAGACCAAGCUCACAGGCAGUCUAGAGGUCAUUGGUCAUCUGCUCUCCAAUCCAUUUUCCUUAGAAGAAUUAAAUAACCCCACGUCAUCACAUGUCAACUCCAGCUGGUAUUAGCCACCGGUCAAGGGACCACAUUGUCAGUCUCAGUAUUAGUCACUGAGUUACUGCAUCUUGACCCAGUUGACAUUUGCACUUAUGGAAAAAGGGAGGGAGGAAACUUUAUAACGACUUCAGUAAACAACAGGAAUAACAACCCUCCUUA